Messenger RNA from Spizellomyces punctatus DAOM BR117, 1649 nucleotides. RefSeq lists its product as uncharacterized. Gene Ontology annotation, cellular component: actin cortical patch; actin cytoskeleton; cytoplasm. Gene Ontology annotation, molecular function: actin filament binding. The record is from RefSeq and is a predicted model, not a curated record. Bases 897 to 1370 code for a protein of 157 amino acids. NCBI's taxonomy places the organism in Eukaryota, Fungi, Chytridiomycota, Chytridiomycetes, Spizellomycetales, Spizellomycetaceae. The transcript is spliced from 4 exons. Gene Ontology annotation, biological process: cell motility; actin filament severing; actin filament depolymerization.
GUCCGUACGAUCGGACACACAAUCCGCUUGAAAAGGGAAAAAGGCUUUGGACCUGAUGACUAUAAUUUCAUCAACAGAUGAGGAAUAGGGCUGGGUUUCUUGGAACACCCCAUAAUUUACCUAUCGUUAUUAUCGGAAAUUAAAAACAUUCGUCUUGCCACAUCUCACACGCUACACACAUGCUACUUGCCUCUCCCUCCCGCCCGGAUCACGGUGCCUGAUACCGUGUGUGUGUGCGUCUUUGUGUAAGCCUCUGAUCCAGAUCGGCCACAUUGAUGCACUUUGCAGCGCUCGUCCGACUAGACAGCCUGGAAGCAAUGCACUCCGAGUUCCUGGUAUGCUGUCUUCUUGGAGCUGCUUUUUGAUACGUUCUGUCACCAGUCCGCAGAGACUCUUGGAUUUGUGAAGCGUUUCGGGAGAGCUCGUCGUUUUGACAUACCAUGGUGGAGAUACAGAGCCUUCGUACCAGUUUGCCCCGUAACUUACAUAUUUUAUUGUGGCCUUGACAAAGUUUGAUGCAGGGAAUUUCGAUCGUUGACACCAUCACCGUGGGUGACAAUCAGAACCAAGGAUCGGUACUGCAGCUUCAUACUUAUACAUUGCUACUUAACCUGAGGGCAUGGACAUGUCUCAAGCGUACUUGCAAAAUAAGAAUGCUUGCUGUGGACUUUGGUUGUAGCUUCUUGUCAGUUGGGGUGGAUGUAAUGAAACACAUCCACGCUCAGUCGCGCCACUCGUCAGCCAAGAUCCGUCUGAAUCUGAACAGGCUGAUGGCAAUGCAUAAUCCACCCCCCGGCCAUGGCAUAUUAAAAUGGCCCAGAGGUUUGUGGCGGAAUUUAGGCUUAGGACUCGUUGCAACCUGUGCUCUCUGUUUCAUUGUCGAUUUGUAAAGCGCUAUGAGUUCAGGUGUGGGCAUUCCUUCCGAAUCGAUCACUACAUUUGAGGAGUUAAAGCUUGGACGUCGAUAUGCAUAUAUCACAUAUCGUAUUUCCCCGACGGAUGAUGAAAUAAUCGUUGAUCAUGCUCUCGAGCGAACAGAAGCGGAUGUGUUGGGAGGCAAAGCCACGUUUGAAAAGUUUGAAAAAGAGUUCCCCAUAGACGAAGGACGCUUUGCGGUCAUAGACAUGGAAUUCGAUUGCGGCGGCGAAGGCGUGAGGAGCAAGCUUGUAUUUUUAAUGUGGGCACCUACGACUGCAGGGAUUCGAUCCCGCAUGCUCUAUGCUUGCUCCAAACGUGCACUUCGUCAAAGGCUAGACGGCAUUCACAUGGAAGUCCAAGCGACAGAUCCGUCUGAGCUAGCGUUCGAGACAGUGUUUGAGCAAGUUGCGCCUAAAGGAGCAGUGCCCGUUGCUAAGCCAACUGGGGCAUGAAGAGUGGGUAAAUUACGGAAGGUGGCAAGGGGAUAUAUCGUGUAGUAUACCAUUGCAUAGCAAACGAGCGAUUUUUUUUUUUUCUUUUUUAUUGGGAAUAGCUGCGAGUAACUGCUACAGAUCUCUAUCAAUACAAGAGUUCUUCUUUAGCAAAGAAGCAGUCCUCCCAAAGCAAGCUAUGGAAUUCAUCCUAAAUGUACAUUGGACGAUCUUAAACAAAUAUUCCAUCGCCCAAGAAUCGUUCUAUUUCUACACUAUAUACAAUUGCUUUCACGUUCC